Messenger RNA from Rotaria sp. Silwood2, 582 nucleotides. Lineage: Eukaryota; Metazoa; Rotifera; Eurotatoria; Philodinida; Philodinidae. The record is from the annotation of a GenBank genome assembly.
AUGGAUAAGGAAUAUGAAGAUAGUGAAGAAGAUAAAAUACUUCCUGGUACAUUAAUUCAUUUAGACGAAAAAUCUUCUCCUUCUGCUCAUCAAUCUCUUCAUCAUCGACAUUCACUUAGUCUUACUUCACCAUCAUUAGUGGAACUUCAUAUUCAUUUUGAUGGUUCUUUUCGACAUUCGACAUUAUUUGAAUUAGCUCAAAAGAAAGGUAUACAACUUCCUAAUGGAAUGGAAUCAACAAUAGAAAAUUUUCUACCAUAUAUUUCUAUACAAUCGGUUUGCCAAUCUCUUGUUGAAUUUCUUGAAAAAUUUCCUUUUUUUACACCAAUUGUUGCCGGUGAUGUUGAAGCACUUGAACGUGUUGCAUAUGAAUUCGUUGAAGAUCAAGCUAUACAAGAUGUACUUUAUACUGAAACUCGUUAUAGCCCGCAUUAUUUAACAGCUGGUAAACUUAAACCAGAGGAUGUAAUCGAAGCAAUUAAUCAUGGUCUUCAGCGUGGAAUGAAAGAGUUUCAUGUCGAUGUUCGAACAAUUUUAUGCUGUAUACGACAAAAUCCUGAAUGGUAUGUUGAAACGAAUUAA